Messenger RNA from Ichthyophthirius multifiliis, 2106 nucleotides. RefSeq lists its product as hypothetical. Gene Ontology annotation, cellular component: mitochondrial outer membrane. Gene Ontology annotation, biological process: small GTPase-mediated signal transduction; regulation of mitochondrion organization; mitochondrion organization. The record is from RefSeq and is a predicted model, not a curated record. The transcript is spliced from 4 exons. NCBI's taxonomy places the organism in Eukaryota, Ciliophora, Oligohymenophorea, Hymenostomatida. Gene Ontology annotation, molecular function: GTP binding; GTPase activity.
AUGAUAAUAGAUAUAUAAAUAAAAAAAAUAAUUAUAAAUAAAAUAAAAAAAAAUAUUAAAUAAAUAUAUAUAAAUAUUAUAAUUUAUAUAAAUAAAUUUAAAUAUUAUUAUAAAUAUUUGUUUUUAUAGGAAUCAUCAGUUUUAGAUCCAGUUGUUUUUACAGAUUAAUAAGUAAAUUAAUAUUUAGUAUCAACAAUUUUAAUUGAUACUAAUGGAGAUAUUUUAACUAUUAUAGAUGAUUGGAAAUCUCAAUAUUUAAUAAAUUAAAUAAAAACUUCUGAAAUAAUUCUUUUGUUUUAUGAUUUAUAAAAUAAUUAAUCAAUACAAUCAUUAUCUAAUAAGUGGAUCCCAUUUAUAAAUUUACAUUCUUAAGAUGUACCAAUAAUAAUUAUAGGUAAUAAAUGUGAUUUAGCUUAAGAAAUAUGCUCAUAAAUUCCUGAAAAUAAUCGUAUUGAGAAAGUGAUAAUUCCAUUAAUUAAAUAAUGUAAAUAGGUAUAAAUGGGAUUUGAAUGUUCAGCUCUUACUUUUUAACAUAUUUCUGAAGUAAUAUAUAGUGCCCAUAGAGCAGUAUUAUAUCCUUUAUCUCCUUUAUAUGAUAUUAGUCAAAAAUAAAUCACUGAAGCAUUUAAAUAAGCACUUACAAGAAUUUUUUGGAUUUGUGAUAAAGAUUUAGAUAAUAAAUGGAGUAAUGAAGAAUUAAGAGAAUUUUAAAUGGAAGUUUUUUAAGGCGAUUUAAGCGAAAACGAUAUAAUUGGAAUCAAAAAUUUAAUAAAAAAAGAUAUUUUAUAUUAAGAAAAUAGAGUUUAUAUAAAUUAAUAAAGUGAUUAUAUUGAUUAGUUCAUAAGUCAAGAAGGAUUCUAUAUUUUAUAAAAAAAAUGUGUUGAAUUAAUGAAAAUGUAAAUAUGUUGGUAUAUUUUACGACAUUUUAAUUAUAAUGAUAAAUUAGAAAUUAAUGAUUAGUUUUUUAAUGAUUAAUUAAUAAUUGAAUAUGGUAGUGGAAGAACAGUAGAAUUAAGCCUAUAAACAAAAAAUUUUAUUGUAAAUAAAUGCUUUAAAAGAUUUUCAAAUAAUUAAUAAACUAUAUAAAUAAGUAAAUUAAAUGAAAUAUUCUAUCCAUAUAAAUAAAAUCCUUUCAGAAAUUUUCUACAUAUAAUAGACAAAUAAUAUGAUGAAUAAUAAUUAAUAACUGAAUAAGAUUUUUUAAAAUUAUUUAUUUACUAAACUAAUUUUGAUUAUAAAUAAACAUUUAAAAUUUUAAUUUAUAUUGGUUUUUAAGGAUCUUUAUGCGAUGCUUUUAAUAUCACUAAUAGUACUAAUAUGUAUAGCUAAUUGAUAAAAAUGCAUACUAGAUAAGUUAUUAAUAUUUAUUUUGUUGGAAAUUAAUAAUGUUUGUUAGAAAUAUUUAGAUAAAUAAAAAAUUAAUAAAAUAUAGAUUAAUUAUCUGAUAUUAUAAUAUAACAUGAAUUAAAAAAUAAAAAAAGUCGAUAUUUUAUUUUAAAUUUUGUUAAUAUUAAUAAUAUUUAGAGUCUUUUUGAAGAUUCUAAUAAAAUGUAUUUUUUUUUUUAAUUUUUUUUUUUUUUUAAUUUUUUUUUUAGUGUUAAUUUCCUUUGUAUUGUUUUUGAAAAUAAAGAUCAAUUGAAAUAUUUACUUGAAAACUAAUCUUAAUUAUAUCAAUAAAUAUUAGAUUCUACUAAAAUGUAUAUUUAAAUUCGAAAUUUUUAAGAAAAAGAAAUUAAAUAAUACUUAAGUUAAUUUUCUUAAGAAAAUAUUAUUUAUAGUCUUAGCAAUUAAAAUAAUGCUAAUACUUUGCAAAAUUUGAAAAACUGUUUUGAAGAUUUAAUAGAUAAACCGUAGAUUUAUAUAUUAUAUAUAAUCCUAUAUUUUAUAUAUAUAUAUAUAUAUAUAAAUUUUUUAAUUAGAAUAUGUGGUUUAUAGGUUAAUAAAAUUUAAAAUUUAAAAGAAAGAGAUGGAUUUUUUAAAAAUAAUAUGGGAAGUAUUAUGUUAUGUUCUAGUAUUUUAGCUAUUUUAGGAUAUAUUAUAGUUACGAAAAAAAAAUAGAAUUUAAUUGAUUGUUUUUGUAAUAUAAAAAGUAAAAUAUUUAAAUGA